Messenger RNA from Amoebophrya sp. A120, 1059 nucleotides. NCBI's taxonomy places the organism in Eukaryota, Dinophyceae, Syndiniales, Amoebophryaceae. The record is from the annotation of a GenBank genome assembly.
AUGCUUGCUGUAGCUACGCAGUGCAAUACCAAAUCGGACGAAAAUCAACGGCAGUCGUGGGGAGGUGUUGGUGUUCGCGAGGCACUACGUCCGACGCGCCUCCGAGCCGUGAGGGCACUCGGAAGGGUAGGAGAGAGGGACCGAAAGUGCACCUACUCCGGGUGCGGGAGAUCCUGGCGAGACAGAUCCCACAUACAAUGCACUGAGACCCAUCCGUCCCCUUGUACGUGCGAUGUUUGUGCACAGUGGUCGGCAUCACCUGUGGCUUCGAUAAUAAUAAUACAACGACCAAAAUAGCAUUACCAUUACAAAUCCCACAAUCUAACUGUAAAACGUAUGCGAGGACAACUUGUAAAGCUAAAAAAAGAUAUUAACGGGGCCUGUUCUUGCAGCGCCUGCGUUAGCGUUCCGUCCCUUCUCUAUUAGUGGACAAAGUGCGCGGUACUCUUCGUUGCUGGGUCGAAGUACAGAGCGAGCUUCGUAGCAAACUCCUAUGCUAAGUGAAGUCGUGACCUUGACCCGCACAAUAGUGGCAGAGCAAAACUCUCUGAUUUUCGAUAGGUAGGCUACGCAAUACAAAUUUUCUUCGUCGAGCCACGUGCUAACUCUAAAGCACACGACGCCAAAAUUAAUUCAAAACCAAUUCAAACCGAUUCCAAAGUGUAGCACUUUCGGUGUUUCGGAAACGUCGGAGCGGCCAGAAAGUCGCUUCCUUCGUUGUCUCAAAUCGGCUAACGUUGAGCGAAAAGCGAAGCGCCCCUCGCCGCCGUCGGCGUUGUCUUGAUCUAUGUUUCAGAAUGUAUCUGCUAUCGCGCAGGCCCCAUACCAUUGUGUGGGGUAGUGACCCGUCCGGCGCAUGGCUUCUGUUUGUGGCGAUGGCCUAGCCAUCUCGUCUGAACCAAGCGCCGUCGUCUCGCUGAGGCCGCCGCUUGGCGUUGGGUAUGGGUUGUCUUCUAUAAAGACGAGGAGGACGAGCGGCAGCCUUCGCGCAAAAAAGCAAAGGGCUACUCGGCAUUACCUAGCGCUACAGCUUCGUUGGCUGGCGCACGGUAGCAGGGG